CGACCAACGAACAACAGCAAUAAAAAACAAUGGCAACCACCAUGUCUGCCGCCAUUACCAGCUCCUCUGCGUGCGUUUGCACAGCCAAGACCAGCAGGCGGCCCGUGCGGGCAUCCCUCGGGCAUGCUGCUGGCCUCAGACCCCAGGGCGCUCCUCUUAGAUCACUGCAGUCUACUCUGGUAGCACAGCCUCGCGCAAAGCAGACACAGACCCUCCGUCAGAAUGUGAAGACUGCUGCAGCAAUGGAGAUCUACCAGGUCGCCGACGAGCUCAGCUACAUCUCUGGUGUAGCUGGUGUCUGCUUCGCCAUCACUCUUGUGGGACUGGCGGUUGGCUUCGUACUCCUGCGCGUUGAAGCGCUCACUGAGGAGGGGAAGCUCUGAGCAGUUUGGAAUGCACUAGGAGAUAUACUAUUACAUGACGGUGGAGAUAUCAGCACAAGCAGCCUCAUUGAGAAGAUUAUACCUCAGCACAGCUUUGGAUUAUAGAGAAAUAUGAUGGGACACGCAGAUAUGGAGAGCUAUAACGCAUAUAUCAGUGGGAGUGUGACAUUGUCUCUUACACCUUGUCUUUUCAAAGGAUCAUCCAGGGGUCAGCAUUAUGAACUUUUGCAGCCAUUAUUGAUCAUGUAGCGAGCAGCAACAUUGUGGUCAAGGCUGUUGGGUCUUGGUUUCCAAGCUGAUGUCUUCUGCUGGCGUGGCAAGAAGUGCAGGCAUGCAUAUGGCGUCUUUGUAAAUCUGCACAUUGCGGUC
Coccomyxa subellipsoidea C-169 is the source of this 752-nucleotide messenger RNA. RefSeq lists its product as hypothetical. NCBI's taxonomy places the organism in Eukaryota, Viridiplantae, Chlorophyta, Trebouxiophyceae, Coccomyxaceae. The record is from RefSeq and is a predicted model, not a curated record. The transcript is spliced from 3 exons. The coding region runs from base 30 to 383 and encodes 117 amino acids. Gene Ontology annotation, cellular component: cytochrome b6f complex.